AUGGCCCUCGACUUCAUCGCGCUGCUGCCGGACGAGGAGAUCCCCGAAACGCCUGCUGCCUGUGAGGCGGCGGCGUCGAGCAGCGACACCGGCGAGCAGCCCGCACCGGACGCGUGGAGCAUCACGCGUGCCCACUUUGGCGCCGACUCCCUCGAGCUGGCGCUGCACGAGGAGCUGCUCGACUUUGCCGAGGCCUUCCGCCCGACCCGCGCAGAGUCUGCAAUGCGCGAGGCCGCGGUCGAGCGCGUGGUCAGCCUUCUCGCCUCGCUGCCGUCCUUUGCGAGUGCAAGCGUGAGGCCGUUUGGGUCCUACGCCACCGGGCUCUGCCUGCCGAGCUCCGACGUGGACCUGGCCGUCUUUGGGACCGGCUUUGAGUCCAAGGUGCAGCAG
Molecule: messenger RNA, 390 nt
Organism: Emiliania huxleyi CCMP1516
Lineage: Eukaryota; Haptophyta; Isochrysidales; Noelaerhabdaceae
Exons: 1
Biological process (GO): RNA 3'-end processing
Cellular component (GO): TRAMP complex; nucleolus
Molecular function (GO): mRNA binding; poly(A) RNA polymerase activity
Source: RefSeq, a predicted model, not a curated record